Molecule: messenger RNA, 3713 nt
Organism: Leucoraja erinaceus (little skate)
Lineage: Eukaryota; Metazoa; Chordata; Chondrichthyes; Rajiformes; Rajidae
Gene: cdr2b
Product: cerebellar degeneration-related protein 2b
Exons: 5
Coding region: 93-1313 (406 amino acids)
Source: RefSeq, a predicted model, not a curated record
GCGAGAGGACACGUUGCUCAGCUCAGGCCGGCAGCAGCAGCAGCAGCGGCGGUGGGGCCAAGGACCAGGCGCGGGGCCGGGGAGACGAGACGAUGCUGACCGACAGGAUACUGGAGGAGUUCGAGCGGCGGGAGGAUCCGCGGUUCCAGCAGCGGCGGGAGAUGGAGCACGACCUGCAACUAGCGGCAGAGCUGGGCAAGGCGCUGCUGGAUCGCAACACGGAGCUGGAAGAGGCCCUGCAGCAGAUGUACAGCACCAACCAGGAGCAGAUCCAGGAGAUCGAGUACCUCACAAAACAAGUGGAGUUCCUGCGGCAGAUGAACGAACAACACACCAAGGUUUACGAGCAGCUUGAUGUGUCGGCGAGGGAGCUGGAGAUGACCAACCAGAAACUGGUCGUGGAGGGCAAAGCUUCGGAGAAUAAGAUAGCCAGUUUGACUGAGACGGUGGACAGCCUGCAGUCCCAGGUCGACGACCUCCAGCAGCAGAUGGAGGAGUUGAAGACCAGUUCGCGGCAGGAGCUGCUGGAGCAGCGACGGUUGGCACAGAGCUUCCCCUGCCUGACCGAGCUGUACGACUCGCACACGUCUCAGUCACAGGUCCAUGCGUUGGAGGAGGAGGGGUCCCGGCUGCGGCGCUGCGUGUCUGGGCUGCGGGCUCAGCUGUGUACGGAGCGGCGGAGAGCAGAGGGGCUGGAGCAGGAGCGUCUGCAGGUGCUGCGGGAGUGUGGCGGGCUGCAGCGGGGAGUGGCCACCAUGCACCACUACUGCCAGCGGCUGGGCGAGCUGGAAGCCAGUGUGGGAGAGCUGCGGCGCAGGAGCCGUGAGCUGCACGGGGGCGCGGCGCUGCUGCUGUGGGUGGAGGGGGAAGGGGAGACGGAGGAGGUGGAGGGGGAGAGCCCGGUGGAGGAGGCAGAGGCUGAGGGGAAGAGUGGCGGGGAUGAGGGUGAUGGGCACGAACUGACCUGCGCCCGCCGGACGGAGGCAGUGCGGCGCCGCGGUGCCUCGCUCCUCAACGAGGUCGACGCACAGUAUGGCGCGCUGCAGCGCAAGUACGACCGGCUGCUGCAACGCUGCCAGCGCCCCGGGCACACGAGCAGCCACAAGGCGGUGCAGACCCCCGGCGAGGCCCAGACCGCGCCCUCUUGUGAGGACGGGCAGCCUGAAUACAAGGCCCUCUUCCAGCAGAUCUUCAGCUGCAUCCAGCGCACCAAGGAGGAGAUCAGUGAGGGGCGCUCGCGUUACCGGGCUGUCUGCUGGCGCCAUGCACGGGUAGAGCAGCAGCAGCAGCAGCAGCUACAGUUGGAGGAGUAGGAAGACAAAACACUACCAGUAUUGUUGCAAUAAACCCUGGGACUCCACAGAAUACCUCGCCCUAACUUAUUUUUUUUGCAGAAAAUAAAUUGAUGUCUGUUGGGGAAGGAAGCGCCUAGACUUUGUCAUAUGCGAGCCAGAUGAUCCAUGGGGAUAUAAAUGUGUCUGGAACUCGGGCUGGAGCGUGAAUGGGAAGAGUUUUUUUCCACCCAUAAGGAAACGCACCCCGUGUUUUUUGUUUACUAGAUGCACAUUCUCAACUUUUGGAUUUGAGGAAUAUAAACAAACAAGAUGCUGGGAACACUCAAGAUAGACACAAAGUGCUGGAGUUACUCAGCAUCUAGGGAGAGAAGCGAUGGAUGUUUUGGGUCGAAGUCUACUCGAGCAGGGCAAUAGUGAGGACGAGUUAGUUGUACGUUGCAGGAAAGACGCGUGAAGAUGGAGAAAGUUCAGGGAAUACCUCGGUUGGGGUGUGAGCAGGGUUGUAGUGGGGAUACGUUUUCGGGGUGAAAUGAUGGGUUAAUAUGGGCGAUUGGCAGAUGGGAAUACGAAGAGGAUGCAGUGUAAUGUAGUAAUGUGUGUAAUGGACAAGUUGGGCAGUGUUAGUGGACUGGAAGAAAUGGCUACUGUUACAGGACGCACGGGUGGCGCAGUGGUAGAGUUGCUGCUUUACAGCGCCGGAGACCGAAGUUCAAUCCUGACUAGUGAUGCUGUCUGUACGGAGUUGUACGUUGUCCCUGUGACCACAUGGAUUUUCUCCCACAUUCCACAGCGUACAGGUUUUGUAGGUUAAUUGUCUUCUGUAAAUUGUAAAUAGAGUGUAGGAUAGUGCUAGUGUAUGGGCGAUCGCUGGUUAUCGCAGGCUCGGUGGGCCAAAGGGCUUGUUCUCAUGGUGGAUCUCUAAAGUAAAGGUGGAUAACUUGCAGCAGAAAAGGCCACUUGUUUAGUUUAGAGAUACAGCAUGGAAACGGGCCCUUCAGCCCACCAGGUCUGAGGCCGACCAGCGAUCCCCGCACAUUAACACUAUCCUAAACACACUAGGGACAAUUUUUAUAUUUACCAAGCUAAUUUACCUACAAACCUGUACGUCUUUGGAGUGUGGGAGGAAACCGAAGAUCUCGGAGAAAACCCACGUGGUCACGGGGAGAAUGUACAAACGCUACAGACAGCACCCAUAGACUGUAUUGAACCCGGGUCUCCUGCGCUGGCAGAACUGUAAGGCAGCAACUCUACCGCUGCGCCACCAUGCCGCCCUUCGUGAUACAAGGGAAGUCACCUCCCACUCUGCAAUGCAAGAGCGGGCGUAGGUUUGUAUUCUCCAACUCCAGCUCGGUUGCAUCCUAUCAGAGCCGGCCGUUUCUGCUAUGGAGACGCUUCUCUGACCCUGGUUUCCCCCCCCUCCUGUCAGGCAUCUCCCAUGUCGUGCAUUUGUGUUUUACACGUCUUUGUGUCUUCUCUCCUCAACUGCCCUACUACAGACUGAGUGACAUCCCCACAGCAGUCCUGACCUUGCCCUGUCUCCCACAAUCCCAUCCCUCUUCUCCCUCUCUCUCUACAACCUCAAGCCAACUUUUGUUUCUUUCCUGUCUUUCACCACGGGUCUUCCAUUGGAAAAGCAGUAGUUUCUCUCCACGGAUACUGCCUGACUUGCUGUGCGUUUCCAGCAUCAUGUUUUCCAAGCCAUUAUUUGAUUUAUUGUUGCUACUUGAACAUUUUUUUUUGUAAAUCAGCAUCUGUGGUAUUUUAUUUCCGGAUGAUUACUGCAUUAAAAAAAAGGCCUUGAACCGAAACGUCACCUAUCCAUAUUCUUCAUAAAUGCGAGUCUGUCCAGAGACGACUUGUUCUAUCUAACUGACCAUUGGUUUCCUAGGGUGGUCAUCUGCACUCCCCCCUCAAAACCAGAAGGCCUAGGUGUGUGUGUGAGGAAGGGGUUGUGGGGUGUGUGCUGCCAGAGCAGGGGAGCUGGUCUCAGUGAGCGCUGCCUCCCCUCCUGGGCCAUUUGGAAGGACCCUGUCAUGGUCAUGUUGGUUUCAGAGUGGCAAAGGCUCAGUCCGCUGAUGGGCAACAUUCUGGCUGUGUUGUCGACGGGGUUCAAUCAGUGCCCCCAGGAACAAGAGGGGAAACAGGCUCUUUGGAGGAAGGGGGUUGGCAGGAAUCCAUCCCCUGAUGACCUGUGCCAAGCACAGGAGGUGUGGGCCACUGUUUGCCAUGUGGUUCUGUGUCAGUCUCGACCCACUCCUGGUCUGAGUGGUGGGCUGAAGGAGCCGACUACCGUCACAACUCUGGGCAGGAGGUCAAGGCCAGCAGAUUCCAGUGUGUACCUGUAAUCCUCUCCUGACCGACAAAGGAAAUUGUUCCUGCUCUGUGUUAUAAUGUUUUAAUAAACAGUUGUUCAGAGUC